This is a messenger RNA of Pseudogymnoascus verrucosus, 393 nucleotides long. RefSeq lists its product as uncharacterized. The transcript has 2 exons. The record is from RefSeq and is a predicted model, not a curated record. Bases 1 to 393 code for a protein of 130 amino acids. NCBI's taxonomy places the organism in Eukaryota, Fungi, Ascomycota, Leotiomycetes, Thelebolales, Thelebolaceae.
AUGUCUAUUGUGGUAGAAGCAAACGAUCGACCUCUCGUGACGUCCUUAUAUGACUGGGAGACUGGAUGUAUAGUGCCGGCAAUUUUGUCAGAUCCGUCGAUGGCAGUCAGUCCGGUAGACCUAGUUAUCGAGGAAAAUGCCGCCCCUUCGUUUGAUAACGAGCCUGACGAUACAACAGUGGAGGAGGGCCUGAAGUAUACAGCAUGGGCGACGGAAUAUGCUAAGGUUCUCUUCGAGCGCGCGCCGGACUAUGAGUGUGCAAUCAAAGCAGGGAAAGAUGCACGACACCUUUGGUUUGCAUUGCGGGAUUGGCGAGGUCAGGACCCGGAAGGAUAUUUCGGCCGCUUGGGGGAUUGGGCAGAGGCCCGGGCUAAAGACCUAAGAGUUGACUGA